Messenger RNA from Odocoileus virginianus texanus, 2951 nucleotides. The record is from RefSeq and is a predicted model, not a curated record. NCBI's taxonomy places the organism in Eukaryota, Metazoa, Chordata, Mammalia, Artiodactyla, Cervidae.
CCUCUUGAGGAAGGGAGAGGAGGCUGGAAACGACUGGACUCCGUGGUCACUCCCGGGCCAUCGCUUGGCUCUCUGGCACUGAGUAUCCUUCGCUGUGAAACAGGGUUAAGGGCGUACUGUCUGUCACCGUGCUGUAGGGCCUUCUCAAGGAAGGCGGUUCCUAGGCUGCAGCGCCACUGUUGUGGGGGGCGGAGGGGGGGAAUGGUUCUUAUAUAUGGGGUCGCCGAAGUCCCUGUCUGCGUGGCCGGCUGAGUCCCUUUCAACCCCUCCAGUUACCCCAAGAUGUUCUAAAGUUUAAAGUCACACCUUCCCCUUUGCCAGGAAUGCCUGUGUCUUCUCUUUGGCCAAAUCUCGUAUUUUAUGACUCGGUACAGAUGUGAGUUAAAUUCCUUAUCCCAGCAUGCUGUGGGCCCGUGUUUGGACUGCCCUGACCCUGCUCUGGAAGUGGUCUGCAGAGUGUCUGUGUCCCCCGGCCUCAGAGCGCGUACAGCUCCUAUCCCUUGGUCCCCGGGCCUGCUCACAAAAUGCCCUACAGUUGCACAAAGUUAUAUGUACUCACGUGUUUCAGCACUCUUGGGGAUAUAAAGGGAAGGGGAGAGUUUACAUACUGUCUUCAUCCUGCAAAUGUUUGGGUGUUCUCUACAUGUCAGCCUUGGGACCUGGCAGUGGGCAGGACAGACCAGCCGCGGAGCAGACAAGAAAUGGACUUGCAGACUGGGUGAGAGACACACCAAGAUGAAGACAGCUACCAACAUUUACAUCUUUAACCUGGCCCUGGCAGAUACUUUGGUGCUGCUGACACUGCCCUUCCAGGGCACAGAUGUCCUCCUGGGCUUCUGGCCAUUUGGGAAUGCCCUGUGCAAGACAGUCAUUGCCAUCGACUAUUACAACAUGUUCACCAGCACCUUCACGCUGACUGCCAUGAGUGUGGACCGCUAUGUGGCCAUCUGCCACCCCAUCCGCGCCCUCGACGUCCGGACAUCCAGCAAGGCCCAGGCCGUCAACGUGGCCAUCUGGGCCCUGGCCUCCAUUGUCGGUGUUCCUGUUGCCAUCAUGGGCUCAGCACAGGUUGAGGAUGAAGAGAUCGAGUGUCUGGUGGAGAUCCCCACCCCACAGGAUUACUGGGGCCCCGUGUUUGCCAUCUGCAUCUUCCUCUUCUCCUUCAUCAUCCCCGUGCUCAUCAUCUCCAUCUGCUACAGCCUGAUGAUCCGGCGGCUUCGUGGCGUCCGCCUGCUCUCAGGUUCCCGGGAGAAGGACCGGAACCUGCGGCGCAUCACGCGACUGGUGCUGGUGGUGGUGGCAGUGUUCGUGGGCUGCUGGACGCCUGUCCAGGUCUUCGUGCUGGUCCAAGGGCUGGGUGUCCAGCCGGGUAGUGAGACCGCGGUGGCCAUCCUACGUUUCUGCACAGCCCUUGGCUAUGUCAACAGUGGCCUCAACCCUAUCCUUUAUGCCUUCCUGGAUGAGAACUUCAAAGCCUGCUUCCGCAAGUUCUGCUGUGCAUCAACCCUGCGACGGGAGAUGCAGGUGUCUGACCGCGUGCGCAGCAUUGCCAAGGACGUGGCUCUCGCCCACAAGACCUCCGAGACGGUGCCGCGGCCAGCAUGACUAGGCGUGGACCUGCCCAUGGUGCCUGUCAGCCCACAGAGCCCAUCCACACCCAACACAGAGCUCACACAGGUCACCGCUCUCUAGGCUGACGCACUGUUACUGUGCAUUACCAGCCUCCUUGGGUUGCCCUGUGGCCUCGGAGGAUCUGCUGCCAUCAUGGGACAGGUCAGAGCAGUACGGCCGCCCUCAAAGCCCUGGUCCUACUAGUGCAGGGCAGGGGGCGGAUGCAUGGACUCAACCAGUGAGACUGCCUGGCCAGAGGUGUGCUGGCAUUGUCAAGCCUCAUGGACCCUUCUGGUUUCUCCCUCAACAUCUUGCUGUGGAUGGACACACACCUGGAGGUGUAACUGCAGCUGUACAGACUCAUGUGCCCUCAUGCUGUGUGCUGUCUGCUAGGAGCCUUGCAGUGUCUCCUCUGGGCAGCCGGACAGGCAUGGGACUGCCUGGAGAGUCCAGCGGGCACCCCCAGGCAGUGGGACUUGUUCUGAGAGUGGAACUUCCUUCGGAGGUUUCUCAGCAAGCCUGCUGCCUCCAGAACACACGAACCAUUGCACUGCAGACAUGGCUGUUCAGGUGUGCACAGUGACCAGGAGGACCACAGCAGGCCUUUGUCAUUUGUGGAGCAGCCCCUGUGCCUGGUCUCAGCUGCAGGGAGUGGGGAUGGCUCUGCGGUGAUCUUUCUAGAGUGCCCGUUCCCCCCUCAGCCUCCCUCUCAGAUCCCUCGUUUCAGACUCCAUCUGAAGUCAACGGCAGAACCCUCUGCCCUGUCUGUUCUGGUGGCCUUGAAAGGACGGUAGUGGGCCAGGUUCUGCUCUGCAUCCCCAGUGACUGACCACUACUUAAUUUUCAGGCCUUCAGUUGUCUGGGGGUGGGGGGACCUUCCUGUUGUUACAACCUGUCUUAAGCAGUGCCCAGUCAGAGCACAGCUUCAUGUGCAGAGCUGGUAGGAGAGCUGGGGCUUGGAGGGCCCACCUGAGCAAGGCUGCAAGGACUAUCUGGGCCGAGGGGACCCUGCCCACUAUGGCCACCUAGAGAAGCACCCUUCUGGUCUGCAGAUGAAGCCCAUAGGUCGGUGACUUGGCAAAGGCUCUUCAUGCAGACUGGCUGCUGAAACACCUGCCAACUGAGCUACAGACCUGGCCAGGUGAACCCGAGGCAGAGAGGGGGAGGCGCUGACUCUGGACUGGCCUCUCCUGCUUUGGGGUCCUGGGCCCUGUGGGGUUGUUCCUGGGGAGGGUGGGCCUCUCUGUGCCGCCAGCAGCGGCAGGCUGGGAGGACCAGAGCCACUACAACUGUGGCAUUUUCUCGCCAGCGCUGAAAGAUGUGUCAGUCUAUGCCUGUGU